Messenger RNA from Linum trigynum, 1848 nucleotides. Lineage: Eukaryota; Viridiplantae; Streptophyta; Magnoliopsida; Malpighiales; Linaceae. The record is from the annotation of a GenBank genome assembly.
CAUAAAAGGGAACAUAAAUAACAGACAGCACCAAAGUGGCAAAGUCGGCCCACAACCAAUUCAUCAUCCAAACACACUUCCAAAGCAAAAUCAAUACAUUUCGUUGUCUGUCUAGCUUCGCAGAAACACCUUGUUUUUGCAAACAAUUUCGACCACACCUGCUCGACGCGCGACAUGUUCUUACCGUCUUGUGCUGGUAUUACCAUCCUGCAUUCCCUGAUUCUGAACUCGCGUACUAUCUCGAAUCUCUCUCAAGACGUCCAUCAUGUUUCCACUCGUGUUCCACACGAGUAUUGACCGCUGUCCUGACAGCAUUGGCCGGCAGGCAGUGGUAACUAGGUACCUGACCCUCCUCAUCGGAACUAACGUUACUCCGUAGCGCGUAAGAUUAUUGUUGUCACACUUGUUGAAUCACAUGGCUUCCAACAUUCAGAACCUGCAGCUGAGACCAAACACAAAGUACAAACUCUGUUAAGGAGAAGUAACCACACAGCAAGUUCCAAGCAACACCCCCAAUAUCCCUUUAAAAAAACCUCACAAUCAACAUUGUCAUCGCGCCCAUUGUGCAACACCACAGCACAACCUUAUUUGCAACAAAUCAAAAAGUUCAAAAGGAAGAGGGGGAAAAAAAACAGGAAUUCAACCUUAAAUUUAGCUUGAAUUUCCAGUGUAAAAUAUUUGAAGCGUCAAUUUUGUUUGAACAAGUCUGUUCAUUGAUUUUCUGGACAUGAAGAGCGACCACCGAGCGCCGGUCGUGGAAUUGUUUCUUCUUCCGCAUUGCCAGGCUCAUAGGGAUAUUCACCGUCGCAUUUUACGAGGUAGAUUCUAAUAUUAUUCUACUGACCAAUAACGACUUCGGGUAAAAUAUAUAUAAUAUAAAGGAGAUUCCAAUGGACACCAUUGUUGUACCUUUGACAGCAUAAUCCGCCCAGCAAAUGCGCGAACGAACGAGUAAUCCCCUGCCCCUGGUAUCGUCACAGCCACCAGCAGACAAAAGCUCUGCUCCAAAGCUUCGAAUUGCCGAUGAUCCCAACCACGCCUGUCGUCUUGUCUUCUUCCUUGAGAAACAAGGGACGGUCAUGCACAUAAUCAGACAACAAGACCGAGUUUUGCUCUUCAUUAAACAAUCCGGGAAGAAAUGCUAGCCAGCCUAUAGAACAACAGACAGCACACGCACCGGGAAACGGAAAGCUUCACCUUCUUCACCUAUAUAUAUGUGUGCGUGAAAAGGCUCGAGGAUGCAGUCUUGUGACAGGAAAAAAACAAUGGCCCCACUCAGGCGGAACAAGGUAGCUCUGGAUGCUGCGGCAGAUUCGGAGUCGAGGAAGUCUCUAUCCUUUGCUGGCCUGCUGUCGAUUCAAGACCAGCAACCUGGAAAUCAAGAUUGUCAAAUGAAUAAGAAGACGACGAAGAAGAAGCAGCUUGAUGAAGAGUUUGAGUUCAGCACCGUGGGAGAGCCAGCUGGUGGCGGCCGUAAUCCGAGCAACGUGCCUGUGUCCAUCUCAGCUGGGACAGCGACCCAGAAGCCUGCUGCCGUCGACAUUGUUCUGAUUUGCAGUGACAAGAAACCACCACCUCAGAAGAGCAAUACCAAUGAAAGGAAAGUGGGGGAAAAGAACAAGAAGAAGAGGUCAUCGGGCCGGAGUGUGUUCCGGUCCUUCCUCUCCCCGUGCCAGGAUUGCCGCACACAGAACUCCGUCGUCCAAGUUGCAGUAAGAUGAGGACACAGUUUUCCUGCACUCUUUUCUUCCAACUCAGCAUGGAUGUUCGUAUUAACUUAGAGCCCUAUACAUACAGGGAUUAUAUUUUAUAGAUACGAUGAGCAUAUAAGAAAGAAGUAUAACAAGC